Messenger RNA from Melitaea cinxia (Glanville fritillary), 1255 nucleotides. Its product is annotated as WD repeat-containing protein 89. The record is from RefSeq and is a predicted model, not a curated record. NCBI's taxonomy places the organism in Eukaryota, Metazoa, Arthropoda, Insecta, Lepidoptera, Nymphalidae. Gene Ontology annotation, molecular function: protein binding. The coding region runs from base 106 to 1245 and encodes 379 amino acids. The transcript is spliced from 7 exons.
AACAGUUGACAGUAAUCAUGCUGUUGUUAUAGGUUAUAAAACCAGUGUUUAUCUAUUUCAUUUUGUUUAUUUUUUGAUUUAUUAAUUUAAAAAUAAUUCGUUAAAAUGACUGAUAUAAUAGAAAAUGAAGAAUUAGACAAAGAUACGGUCGGAGCGGACGAAUUAAACAGUUUAUUUAGCAAAAAAUAUAAUCUGCUUACCGAGACUGCAGUAACGUUAAAGUCCACAUACAUAAAUAAACUAAGCUUAACUAAAUCAUUAAACUUGGCUGUGAGUUUACUAGACAAUAGCAUAGAGGUAUAUAGAAUAGAAAAAUCAUCUCUGAACAGAGUUUGUAAGCUCAGUGGCCACAAGAAAACCCUCACGGAGCUAGUGUUCAGUCCUACGGAAGAUCACCUUUUGUACUCGGCUGGUCACGAUGGAAUUAAGCUGUGGGACACACGAACCAGUGGGUUGUGUGUGCAACAGUAUGAAGAUGAAGAGGAUUCACCCUCAAAACCGUAUGACGCUAUGGAUAUAUCUUGCACUGGGCGUGUAAUUUGUGCCGGCAGCCAGUUGGUUCAAGAGGACGCUUACCUCGUCUUCUGGGACCAAAGGAAACCGAAACCACUGGGAGGCUACUGGAACUCACACACUGACGAUAUUACGCAGGUUAAAUUUCACAAAGAUAAAACGGAGAUCCUUGCAUCCGGGUCUCUCGAUGGCCUCCUCAAUGUGUAUAAUAUCAUGGAGGAAACAGAAGACGAUGCGCUCACAUAUUCUAUGAACUUAGAGAAUUCAAUAGAAAAGAUAUCAUGGCUGAACGAUAUACACGCGUCUUGUAUCACCCAGUCUAAUGAUCUGCAGAUAUGGGACACGUCGAGUGGGGAUUUAGUUAAAACUUAUAGCAGGGAUAAGAUAGCUAGAAGUAUAAAGAGAUUAAGACCAGAUGACUGUUACCUAGUAGAUACAUUCACAUCGGCAGAUAAGAUGGUGAUACUGGCUGGCUCCUAUGGAGGAGAUGGGAAUGUUCUGCGGUCAGUGACGGAGACGGGCAAGAAACUACAGCCCACAUCAAAUUUCACUAGUAACAAGCAAGUUGUCAGAUGUUGUGCCUACGAUGAAGAACGAGAUAUAUUAGUAACAGCUGGUGAAUCCGGUCUGGUGAGCGUUUGGACCACCGACAGCAGUCCUCAAGCGGUGUCCAUAUCCAAAAAACUUAAUAAAAACUUAAAGUUGCAUGACAAGAGACAUAAACCUUAUUAAUACAUCAUAA